This is a messenger RNA of Lampris incognitus (smalleye Pacific opah), 1738 nucleotides long. Its product is annotated as ras association domain-containing protein 8-like. The record is from RefSeq and is a predicted model, not a curated record. Gene Ontology annotation, biological process: signal transduction. The coding region runs from base 159 to 1394 and encodes 411 amino acids. NCBI's taxonomy places the organism in Eukaryota, Metazoa, Chordata, Actinopteri, Lampriformes, Lampridae. The transcript has 5 exons.
UUACAGCGUUAAACCUGGCUCCCCCCCCCCCCAUUCUUAUGGGCAGACAUCUUCUGGACAUUCUGGAGUGAAGAGGACAAUAAUCAAUCAGAAGAAAGCUUGAAUGAACAGGUGGUCGAUGGACUCAGACUCGUGUUGAGUUUGACUGACAGCUGCAAAUGGAGUUGAAAGUUUGGGUGGAGGGUGUGGUUAGAGUGGUGUGUGGUCUAAUGCCAAACACUUCCUGUCAGGAUGUGGUCAUUGCUUUAGCUCAGGCCAUUGGCCAGACAGGUCGCUAUGUUCUCAUCCUGAAGUUGCGUGGUAUUGAGAGACAGCUGGUUGCUGACGACUGUCCUCUGCAGUCUCUGGCUCAGCUAGGACAACUGGCUGCAGAGGUCCAGUUCAUCCUGCGGAGGACAGGCCCCAGUCUUAGUGACGGUCCCAAUGGAUUGAGAACAGAAAGACUAUUCCUGCUGCCCAGGCACUCAGACCCCAAACCUCUCAAACACAGGGAACCACAGAAGGCUCUCACAUUCAGUCUGGGGCCCUCAAUGGUCCCCAGAAGGACUAAAGCAAACAGGGCUUGGUCGCCGUCACCUAGAGCCUCUCCAGAGCCGAUUUCUUCACCUGUCUCCUUCCUGGACCCUGUAAACCCUGUUAAAGUGACACAAUCUUAUCCCUCCAAAGAGGAGGUCUUUAGGCAGAUUCUACAGCAGCAGGAGAGGCUAGGAGACCUAGAAAUGCAGCUUCAGGUGCUGGAGAGGGAAACUGGGCUCAGGGAGAGAGAGAGGUCUUCUAAUCCAAUGCCAGCUCUGACUCUGGGUCUGGAGAAGGAACUGGAGGCAUUGGAAGUCAGGCUGAGGGAGAAUGAAAUCGAGUUGAUGCAUGGAAAGUCCUGGGAGCAACAGCUGCACAUGGAGAUGGAUAAAGAACAAGACAUGAAGGGAUGUCUAGCCCAGAUCUGCUCUUCAGUGAAUGACUACAGCUACCGGCUUCAAGAGCUCUUGGCCCGCUCUGCCCAUCUGGGGCAGGACAUACUGAUGGAGGCCCAAAAGCACAGCUCUUGGCCAGGCACUCCACAGAUAGACGAGUCCCUGGUGCCACUGAGGCAGGAACUCCACUACCGCCUGCAACAGGGUGAAGAACAGGUCAUGUCACUGAGACAGACAGAGGGGGAAUUACAGGCUGCAGAAGCAGAGUUACUGGAUAGUUGGCAGGAGAUGGAGGAACUGAACAAGGAGCUAAGGCAGUGCAACCUGCAGCAGUUUAUCCAGCAGACUGGUGUCUCCCCUGGCCUGCCGAUCACAGACCUCCCCCUGCAGGAGCACACACAGUCCCUGCCCGCUGCCAUGCAUUACCUCUGCAAUGCUGGCAUACAGGAUGAUGAACAGGCGGACACUGUCACUGUGUGCUAAUGGAUUCAUGAAAAUAGCCAGUUAUACACACCAUUGGUAGUGUUGAAUCAUAUUCAACACUGGCAUUCUCACUGCAGAAUGAAAGAGAGUGUUCCUGUGAGCGAAUGGUACUUGCUGUCACCUUUGAAUGGUCUUUAUAACCUACUGUGUGUUUCAUGCUAUGUACUAUGGGACAAAAUGAGUAUGACUACAUACUGUAUGAAGAGAUUAUAAGUGAUUUUUUUAUAUAUAAAAAGUAUUGUCUAUCAUAUAAAACAAUCUGUUUAUUGAAAAUAUUUUUUUAACAUUUUGUAUAAAAAGAAAAUAUUACCAACAAACAACUUUGUGCAUCCUAAUAAAAAUAA